Messenger RNA from Penicillium antarcticum, 1911 nucleotides. RefSeq lists its product as uncharacterized. Lineage: Eukaryota; Fungi; Ascomycota; Eurotiomycetes; Eurotiales; Aspergillaceae. Gene Ontology annotation, biological process: regulation of DNA-templated transcription. The record is from RefSeq and is a predicted model, not a curated record. The transcript is spliced from 7 exons. The annotation marks the transcript as partial. Gene Ontology annotation, molecular function: zinc ion binding; DNA-binding transcription factor activity, RNA polymerase II-specific.
AUGAAUGGAUCGAGGACUACGGUCACGGUGGGCCCACGGCCGACCAAGGCCUGUAUAAAUUGCCGACGACUGAAGAUGAAGUGCGAAGUCUCCGGACCUCCUCCAUGUCGCCGAUGCCGACAGAAUCGGGUACAGUGCGUAUUCAAGCCGCGGGCCAAUGCAUCUGCCAUACAUAGCUUAGUUGAGUUACAACAAGAUUCAAGUCUUACAUGCUUACCUGGUAUCGCGGACCAUCAGUCAAUUCUGAACCGAUUAUCCAGAAUCGAGGCGGCACUAGGCAUUACCGAGGAGGGAGACGACGAGGUAGUCUCACCCCGUGAACCAAGCCCAAAAAAAGAUGUGGAUUCAGUCCCUCUAAAUGGUGUGUGGAAAGCGGUUGCGCAUUUACGGGUCAUUACUCGUCCAUCCCCAGAUGAAAGUGCCUGGUCCCGACCCAUUGUCAAGCAACUUUGGACCUCGUAUGCAUCAGUUUUACUUGACGCAUGGAAUUUCAUCGCUAACGAAGAAAAAAGGUUCUUGACUAAUCUCCCCCUCCUCCACUUUCUCAAAAACCGCGAUGCGUUUGCAUCGCCAACACCUCUCUUGCUCGCCUCCGUGCUUUACAUUUCUGCUCUACACCACACCUCUUCAGAUUUGGCUUCAAUAGAGACGGGGUACUUUGCCGCUACUUGUAGCGCUAUUGCAGAGCUAGUUACCCCAUCUUUGCAACCGUUUUCCCCACAGGCAAUAGCGCGCAACGAUGAUGAACAGGAUCUUUCUCCGCAAUCCCAAACAAGUGUGGCAUUCCACAACAUCCUCGGUUUGAUCAUGGCCAGUCUUAGCUCCGAAGCAUAUAUAGAUGCCACGGGUAUGUGGAUUUCUAUGGCAUAUCGCAUUUGGCUUGAUCAUUGUCCGGUGGAAAUGAAUGCUACGAUGCAUGAUUGGCAUGGCCUAUUUUCUGGUCUUCAGGUGAUUGAUAUCGAACACGCCUCAAUGCAUAUGUCCUAUCCACUGGUCCCGCGACAUGCUCCUGCACCAGGAAUCCAGCGACUUGAUAGCCAUCAGGGAAAUGCAUUCCAAGGUCUUGCAGAAAUGAUGCAUUACGGGUUGAGCCAUUUCGUUGGCCGAGGACUACCGACCAUUUGGGCCUCUAUCAACACAAAUGAAACUGAUAUUGUUGCUGCUGUUCGAACUCCGUUUACUGAGAAUGACUCUCAGGUCAUUCGUCUUUGGGCACGAAAGCUUGAUAACUGGUUGGUGCGGUACAGUGGCUCAUCUCAGCCCACACCAUCUGACAGACAGGGGAUUCUUAUCUUACUGCAGUACCAUCUACAUAAGUUAUAUGUUCUGUCAAUCUACCACCCAGCUCGUGGAUUUGAUCUCAGCUCGGCGGAUAUUAGUUCUAUGGAAAGACAUGAGUUACUUGUCUCGGCACGAGCCGUGUUAAGACUUCGACAAGAUGAUGCAAGUAUAUGGUCGAACUGGGAUAUGGUCAUGAUUACCUGGGCAGCCAUACUCCUCCUUCGAGGCGUUGAAGACGGCAUGACCCACCAAGAUGACCUUCACUUAGUCCAAUCGCACCUUCAGAGCCUUGAUCGAACGAAUCAAUCCGCAGCAAGCAUCCACACGGUGUUAUUCCGUCGCCUCGAGUCUAGCAUGCAAGCCAUGCAUACACCCCCAGAUACCAGCGAAUCAUUAACGCUCCCCGGACCAAUCGCAGAUGAGUCAUGGACUAUCUUUGAUCAGGAGAUCAUGGCCCUCGCAAAUCCACCGUGGCUGUUUGAUGAGCCUCCUCAGUUGUCACAGAUGCAGAGACCAUCUGUUCAGUAUGACUUUACGCCACAGGCUCAAUGGGACUGUGCCGAGCCGGAUGCUGGGACCUUGCCAUCUACUUUGAAUCGAAUCUUUGGCAAUGACGGCAAUGGUCAAAUG